AUGGAGGAGCCCCUUGUUGACAAGACAGGAGAGGAGAGCCUGGUAGUGAUUGAGGUGAAGAAGCAGUUGUACCUUGCCGGGCCUCUCAUCGUCGGAAGCCUCCUACAGGAUGUGGUCCAAAUGAUAUCCGUCAUGUUUGUGGGUCAUCUCGGCGAACUCGCUCUCUCGAGUGCCUCCAUUGCAACCUCCUUCGCCGGCGUAACUGGCUUCAGCUUGUUGUCUGGCAUGUCGAGCAGCUUGGACACGCUGUGUGGGCAAGCCUUUGGAGCAAAGCAGCACCAUCUUCUUGGCAUCUACAAGCAGAGGGCAAUCCUUGUGCUCACUCCGGUGAGCGUCGUGGUUGCCGUAAUUUGGGGAUACACCGGUCAAAUCCUUCUGUUCUUUGGACAGGACCCUGAGAUUGCCAUGGAAGCAGGGAGCUACAUCCGAUGGUUGAUUCCAUCGUUGUUUGUCUACGGUCCGCUGCAGUGCCAUGUCCGAUUCCUACAGACGCAGAACAUGGUCCUUCCGGUGAUGCUGAGCUCGGGAGUGACAGCACUGAACCACAUCUUGGUGUGUUGGCUGCUGGUCUACAAGCUUGGUCUGGGCAACAAGGGUGCUGCCUUGGCCAAUACAAUCUCCUACCUCACGAAUGUGUCCAUCUUGGCUCUCUACAUCAGGCUCUCCCCGUCUUGUAAGAGCACAUGGACGGGGUUGUCGACGGAGGCAUUUCGCGACAUCCUCGGUUUCCUGAGGCUUGCCGUCCCAUCUGCGCUCAUGGUGUGCUGGGAGUGGUGGUCGUUUGAGCUCCUGGUACUUGUUUCCGGAUUUCUUCCAAAUCCUAAACUUGAGGCAUCAGUGCUGUCAAUCAGUUUGAAUACUAUCUCAUUGGUAUUCAGGGUCCCAUAUGGGCUUAGUGCAGCUAUAAGCACCCGUGUGUCAAAUGAGCUAGGUGCUGGGCGACCGGAUGCAGCCCGUUUAGCGACCCAGGUGAUCAUGGUCCUGGGUGUUGUGUCAAGCAUAUCAGUUUCUCUUGCUAUCAUUUUGGUGCGCAAUCUAUGGGGGUAUGCAUACAGCAACGACAAGGAAGUGGUGGAGUACAUUUCAAAAAUUAUGCCAAUUAUUGCCGUGGCAUUCUUGUUUGAUGACAUGCAGUGUGUUCUUUCAGGUAUUGUUAGGGGCUGUGGCUUUCAAAAGAUUGGUUCCUAUGUCAAUCUCAGUGCGUACUACCUCGUGGGCAUCCCGGGGGCUCUAUGUUUUGCCUUUGUGUACCAUCUUGGUGGAGUGGGGGCUGUGGAUGGGAAUAACCUGCGCACUUGUCGUGCAGACGGUGUUGUUCAUGUCCAUUACUCUGCGCACCAACUGGGACAAAGAAGCUUUGAAGGCCAGGGACAGGGUUUCUAUUACCUCCUUUCCUCUGGACUUGGCGACAUGAGGACACACACAAGAUGCACAUUUUUCUAUGCCAGAGAGAUGUGCAGGGAAAUAAGGAAACGACAAAGAAUUCGUCGCAGAAAAAUGAUGCUUCUUGUCCAAGUCACCAGCAUGUGUCACUCCUUUACGGAAAUAAUAAAAUGUUUGUUGACUGGCAUCGGCCGUAUAUUACUAGACAAUUUUCUUCAUGAAAGAAUAUAA
This is a messenger RNA of Triticum turgidum subsp. durum (durum wheat), 1614 nucleotides long. The record is from the annotation of a GenBank genome assembly. NCBI's taxonomy places the organism in Eukaryota, Viridiplantae, Streptophyta, Magnoliopsida, Poales, Poaceae.